Sorex araneus (European shrew) is the source of this 747-nucleotide messenger RNA. RefSeq names its product homeobox B4 (gene HOXB4). Bases 1 to 747 code for a protein of 248 amino acids. Gene Ontology annotation, cellular component: nucleus. Lineage: Eukaryota; Metazoa; Chordata; Mammalia; Eulipotyphla; Soricidae. The transcript is spliced from 2 exons. The record is from RefSeq and is a predicted model, not a curated record. Gene Ontology annotation, molecular function: RNA polymerase II cis-regulatory region sequence-specific DNA binding; DNA-binding transcription factor activity, RNA polymerase II-specific. Gene Ontology annotation, biological process: regulation of transcription by RNA polymerase II; anterior/posterior pattern specification; embryonic skeletal system morphogenesis.
AUGGCUAUGAGUUCUUUUUUGAUCAACUCAAACUAUGUCGACCCCAAGUUCCCUCCGUGCGAGGAAUAUUCACAGAGCGAUUACCUCCCCAGCGACCACUCGCCGGGGUACUACGCCGGCGGCCAGAGGCGAGAGAGCAGCUUCCAGCCGGAGGCGGGCUUCGGGCGGCGCGCGGCGUGCACCGUGCAGCGCUACGCGGCCUGCCGGGACCCGGGGCCCCCGCCGCCGCCCCCGCCGCCCCCGCCGCCGCCCGGGCUGUCCCCUAGGGCUCCUGCGCCGCCGCCCUCCGGGGCCCUCCUCCCGGAACCUGGCCAGCGCUGCGAGGCGGUCAGCAGCAGCCCCCCGCCGCCUCCCUGCGCCCAGAACCCCCUGCACCCCAGCCCGUCCCACUCCGCGUGCAAAGAGCCCGUCGUCUACCCCUGGAUGCGCAAAGUUCACGUGAGCACGGUAAACCCCAAUUACGCCGGCGGGGAGCCCAAGCGCUCUCGGACCGCCUACACCCGCCAGCAGGUCCUGGAGCUGGAGAAGGAGUUCCACUACAACCGCUACCUGACGCGGCGUCGGCGGGUGGAGAUCGCCCACGCGCUCUGCCUGUCUGAGCGCCAGAUCAAGAUCUGGUUCCAGAACCGGCGCAUGAAGUGGAAGAAGGACCACAAACUGCCCAACACCAAGAUCCGUUCUGGCGGCACUGCAGGCUCCGCAGGAGGGCCCCCGAGCCGGCCCAACGGAGGCCCCCCCACGCUCUAG